Messenger RNA from Naumovozyma dairenensis CBS 421, 231 nucleotides. RefSeq lists its product as uncharacterized. Lineage: Eukaryota; Fungi; Ascomycota; Saccharomycetes; Saccharomycetales; Saccharomycetaceae. The coding region runs from base 1 to 231 and encodes 76 amino acids. The record is from RefSeq and is a predicted model, not a curated record. The transcript has a single exon.
AUGGGUCUUACAGAAUUAUUGAAUUUCAACAACGAUUGUGCAGCAUGUUCUGAUUCCUGCCAAUGUUCUAAAAACUGCGGAGGUUCCUCAUGUGGUUGUAACGCUAAUUGCCCAUGUGCUAAAGAUACUCACGAACAUAAUUGUGAGAGUUGUGGUGAAGCUCACAGAUACAAGGGAACAUCAUGCGAACAAGGUUGCUCUAAAGGAGGUCAAUGCCCAGCCAAUAUGUGA